UAAAGAUGUACCUACCUCAUGUCUCUAAUAGGAGGUAGUCAAUGCGUCAUCCUUCGGGGCGAGAGCUGUAGGGAUUUCUCAAUAUGCAUGGUCUUCCUUGUCUUUUAACUGCCCAUUAAUGCUUUGUUUAAAUGUACUACUACUACCCGUUCUUGGGAAGUCUCGCCGAUUGUUAUGACGCCACAGGACGCGUACGGAAUUUCUUAAUGAUCGACAGCUACAUAACGUCUGUUAUGUUAACGACGUCUUUUCUCGUCUAAUAUAUAAUAUACGCCAGUAGUAACUCGAUUUGUCUCGUCCAGUUUAGCUUCCCAUCUCGAAUCGAAGCCUUAGCUAGCCCUCCAAGCGGAGAACCCUGCUCUUCGUGGGUUCGCCGUAACCUUGCAGCGUGGAGAAUUGUGCUGACUACCGUAGGAAUCUUGAAAGUCCAAUCUCUCACCUUGAUUAGUCGCAUGAAAAUUGCUGAUCAAGUGAUCAGCAGCUUUACAGGGGUAGCAACAACUUUCAAAGUUAUUAAUAGGGAGACAUAUGCUCGAUUUUAUUGUCCUUUGGUAGUCUAUUCCUCUCGGACAUUACCUUGUCUUCUCAUCGGAUAGAACGAACUUCAUACGAACGUUACUACCGUAUGAUAGUCGCGAUGCGUUGCGCUCCGUGGAUCGCCUUAUUGGCGGUGACCAGGUAUACAGCAGCAAAUGCGGUCGAAAAGCGAGAUCUCGCCUACUCUGAGCCGCACUAUCCUUCGCCUUGGAUGAACCCUACUGCGCAAGGAUGGGAAGAUGCUUAUGUCAAAGCUAGGGAAUUUGUCUCCCAGCUUACGCUAGCAGAGAAGGUCAAUUUAACAACCGGUGUCGGUUGGCAAGGGGAACAAUGUGUUGGCCAAGUUGGUGCUAUUCCUAGACUGGGUUUUCGUAGUCUUUGUAUGCAAGACUCUCCGUUGGGCAUUCGUUUUGCCGACUACGUCUCAGCUUUCACGUCUGGUCAAACUGUGGCGGCUUCGUUUGACAGAGACCUCAUCUACCGACGGGGCAAGGCAAUGGGCGAAGAGAAUAAAAUUAAAGGCGUCGACGUACUUCUAGGGCCAGUAGCUGGACCUAUCGGGCGAGCGCCGGUAGGCGGACGUAACUGGGAAGGAUUUUCUCCCGAUCCAUAUCUGACCGGCGUCGCAAUAGCCGAGACCGUCAAGGGAAUUCAAGAUGCCGGCGUGAUUGCUUGCGCUAAGCACUAUGUCGGUAACGAGCAAGAGCAUUUUAGACAAGUCGGCGAGUCCCAGGACCGUGGAUAUAACAUUUCCGACACUCUAUCGUCAAACAUUGACGACAAGACAAUGCAUGAAUUGUAUUUAUGGCCAUUCGCGGACGCGAUCCGGGCCGGCGUCGGUUCUAUUAUGUGCGCGUACACGCAAAUCAAUAAUUCAUAUUCUUGUCAAAACUCCAAGGCCUUAAAUGGCCUCCUCAAGAGCGAAUUGGGAUUCCAAGGAUUUGUCAUGUCAGACUGGCAGGCGCAGCACUCUGGCGCGGCCAGCGCCGUAGCCGGGCUUGACAUGACGAUGCCCGGAGACACCGUCUUCAACUCCGGAUUUAGUUUCUGGGGCACUAAUCUUACUCUUGCGGUGCUAAAUGGAACAGUACCUCAGUACCGAAUUGACGAUAUGGCGAUGAGGAUUAUGGCGGCUUACUUCAAGGUCGGUAGGACAUUAGACCAGACCCCAAUCAACUUUGAUUCGUGGACUCGGGAUACCUUCGGGCCUAUCCAUUACGCCGCCAACGAGGGUCAUCAGCAAAUCAACUGGCACGUAGACGCCCAAGAAGAUCACGGAGAUCUUAUCCGGGAGAUAGCUGCCAAGUCAGCCGUGCUGCUCAAGAACAACGGUGCUCUCCCGCUAAAGAAGCCCAAGUUUCUCGCCGUCAUCGGGGAGGAUGCCGGUCCUAACCCGUUAGGUCCGAACGGCUGCGCUGAUCGAGGCUGUGAUAAAGGAACUCUCGCAAUGGGAUGGGGUUCGGGAACCGCCGACUUCCCUUACCUCGUCACCCCUAUCGAUGCGUUGCAGGUACAAGCUCUCGAAGACCGUACCCGUAUCGAAGCUGUUUUGGAUAAUUCCGCAUCGACGACGAUUGAAACCUUGGUCAAGCAAGAAGGGGCUACCGCCCUAGUAUUUGUCAAUGCCGAUUCCGGCGAAGGUUAUAUUAGUGUUGAUGGUAAUGAAGGGGAUCGUCGCAACCUAACACUUUGGGGCAACGGCGAUGAGCUCAUUAAAAACGUUUCUUCUUUGUGCAACAACACGAUAGUUGUCAUACACUCGGUUGGGCCUACGCUUGUAUCGGACUGGUACGAUUCACCCAAUGUUACGGCUAUCUUAUGGGCUGGUUUACCCGGUCAAGAAAGCGGCCGCUCAAUUGUAGACGUACUAUACGGAAAAGUCAAUCCUGCUGGCCGAACCCCCUUCACGUGGGCUACGAGUCGAGAAGACUACGGUGCUGAUGUUCUAUAUGAGCCUAACAACGGCAACGGCGCACCGCAGCAAGACUUUACCGAGGGUAUAUUUAUCGACUAUCGGGCCUUAGAUCGUGCCAAGAUCGAUCCUAUCUUCGAGUUCGGAUUUGGACUGUCGUACACGACGUUCGAGUAUUCGGAUAUCCAAGUCGAGAAGGCCAACGUCGAGGAGUAUAAACCCACAACAGGCAAAAGUGCCGAAGCCCCAACCUUCGGCAACUACUCAACAGAGCUUGAAGACUACCUCUUCCCAGAAUCCUCUUUCCCUUAUAUAUGGCAGUACAUCUAUCCGUACGUGAACACGACGUCAUCGCUCGAGGAUGCAUCCAUGGAUCCUGAGUUCGGCAAGACUGCAGAAGAGUUCCUCCCUCCGGGAGCGCUAGAAUCCACCGCACAAAAGCUCGACCCUGCCGGACCAGGCCUUACGGAUCAGCCAGGUGGUAACACUGGAUUAUUCGAUAUCUUGUAUACGGUAACCGCUAAAAUUACCAACACUGGCGACGUGGUGGGCGACGAGAUCCCGCAGCUCUAUAUUUCCCUUGGCGGAGAGGAUGAUCCGCCAGUAGUCCUCCGCGGUUUUGAUCGGAUUCAAAUUGACCCGGGCUGCACCGAGGUUUUUACGGCAACCUUAACACGACGUGAUGUUAGCAACUGGGAUGUCGAAUCUCAGAACUGGGUCAUUACCAGCUCCGCCAAGACCGUAUUCGUCGGUCCCAGCAGUCGCAAGUUGCCCUUAAGCGCUCCAUUAUCGUAGGAUAUAUAAUGACAUAUAUUGAAUAUAAUUUCUAGCCAAGCGAAGUCGACAAGGGAUUAAAUACCUGGGUACUUAUUAACGUAAUUAAUAGUUGGCCAGAUGUAAAUAUGCUUGUAUAUAAUCUAUAAUAUUAAUUUUUGGACUAUUGGUUAUAGAUUACGAUCCUCGAUAAAUCAGUGUAAUAUGUGAGGCUUAUUAUGUAUUGAAAUGUAAGAGAAAAGAUUCCCAUUGGCAGGCGGUUAGUUCCAGUUAAAAUAAAGCCAAGUGCCCGAGUUUACGAGGGAUGCCCGAAUUUAUGAGGGUGCCCAAG
Messenger RNA from Daldinia loculata, 3554 nucleotides. RefSeq names its product glycoside hydrolase family 3 protein. Gene Ontology annotation, biological process: glucan catabolic process. The transcript has 5 exons. NCBI's taxonomy places the organism in Eukaryota, Fungi, Ascomycota, Sordariomycetes, Xylariales, Hypoxylaceae. Gene Ontology annotation, molecular function: beta-glucosidase activity. Bases 626 to 3244 code for a protein of 872 amino acids. The record is from RefSeq and is a predicted model, not a curated record.